This is a messenger RNA of Podospora pseudocomata, 1866 nucleotides long. RefSeq lists its product as uncharacterized. NCBI's taxonomy places the organism in Eukaryota, Fungi, Ascomycota, Sordariomycetes, Sordariales, Podosporaceae. The transcript has a single exon. The coding region runs from base 1 to 1866 and encodes 621 amino acids. The record is from RefSeq and is a predicted model, not a curated record.
AUGUCUUCAACAGCAGAAUCAGCCUCAAACGUGGCAGGAAUCAGCUCUGCCAGAAUGUUGUAUGAAUAUGCACCCCUGCCCGAGAGUAACGCAUUUCGCGUCCUGAUUCUAGAGCCCGGUGGAGUUGACGACACUCUGUGUUGCUCUCUUGAGAUAACAACCCUCAACAAGCCCAUCCCGUACGAAGCCAUCUCGUAUGUAUGGGGAAACACGCAUCGGGACCACCCCAUCCGCAUCAACGGCCGAGCCGGCCACAUCACCGCCAACCUCUGCCGCGCGUUGCAUCGGAUGCGUUUACCCGACCAGUCCCGCGUCCUCUGGGCGGAUUCCAUCUGCAUCAACCAAGACGACCUGACGGAGCGGGCGAGCCAAGUACUGUUGAUGAGUGAAAUCUACGGGCAGGCAAGACGGGUGCUGCUGCACCUUGGUGAAGACAGCAACCAGGAGGGUGAGGUGGUCCGGUCCUUGGUGCAUGAAAUCGAGGCCAUGGUUCUUGAAGGGGUCAGAGCAGCCGGGGAGUCGUGGGACACAUUUCCAACCCCCAGUCCGGAGGAGCGGGAGCAGUUCCUAGCAGACACGCGAUGGGAGGCUUUCAUCAACAUGACGCAUACGCCAUGGUUCACACGCGGUUGGGUGAUCCAGGAGGCAGGUUCGGCGCGAAAUGGGUUAAUGCUGUGGGGGAAGACCGAGAUCAGUUGGCAGUCGUUCGUGCGUGUUUAUACCUGGAUGGUCCGGAGGCUUCCACAGGUUCGGGUCAAAUACCGGGACGGUGGCCGGGGAAUGAACCGGCUCCAUCUCGAGAUGUACCGGCUGAGGCACAAGGGGGAGACCAUGCCGCUCUACGCAAAACAGUCAUCCCAGUUUGACUUUCUCAUCGUGCUCCAUGAUGCUCGGGCUCUCUCUGUGCGGGACGCGCGGGAUCGGGUGUAUGCCUUCAUGUCACUGGCAACAUCGGCCGGGCUAAGUCUCCACUUUCAACCGGACUAUUCUGAACACAAGACAGCCAGAGACGUCUAUUUGGACAUGGCGAGAGAUUACGUCAACUCGAUGGGGGAUAUCAGCCUGUUGCAUUGUGUACAACACACCGGGAACAGUAUGAACGAAAAGUUUCCCUCAUGGGUACCUCGAUGGGAUCUCAACCUAUUCGACAACAUCAUCACUCACACGUCAGGCCCAGCUCUCAUACCCACCGAGCUGAGACCUAGCGUUUCCCACGACAACGCCUUGGAAGCCAAGGGGCUCAUGUUUGACGACAUCAUCUUCACGUCUGAUGUGCUUUCGCGAGAUGUCUCCAUGAGCGACAUCAAAAUGCUCUGGAACCAGAUGCUCGACCUUCUCCCUGUGGCAUUCACCAACCCGUCACCCACUCAUGGCAGUUUCGCAGCGUUAUCAUUUGCCCACGUGCUAUCUGUGGGCCGAUCAUGGGGCGCUGAAUGGCCCGAAUGGGUGGAAUGGAGGACUGCCUACAUGGAGUACUUGUGCCAGGAAGAGCCUACAAGGCGGGAUUCUGUCCCGCGGCCUCCUCCAGACAUUGCUAGGAAUGGUAUCCAAGGAUUCCACACCUACGCUCAGUGGAACGUCCAUAAUCGACGUAUUGCUGUCACGAAAAGAGGGCUUUUCGCCUUGGUCCCCUCGCCUACUCAGACUGGUGAUAUUUGCGGCGUGUUUCUCGGUGGGAAGGCGCCGUGCAUAUUGCGCAGAGCGAUGACAGCUAGGACGUAUCGGCUUGUUGGUGAUGCGUGUAUCCCUGUUAACGUAUCACGUCCCAGCACAGGUGGUGGAUUAGUAGUCUCGGUCGGAAUUGAGAAUAGCGGAAGGGACUUGUUGGAUUGGAGUGUUGAAGAGGAGGAUAUUCGGCUUUGCUGA